UCUUUUAAACUGACACAUCACGAGAUGCAGACAUGAAUACUUAUAGUGUAUUGGUCAUAACACUUUGGUCAAACUUUUAACACAAUUCACAAAUAUGCCAUCAACACCCACCUCCGUCACCACCGCCACCUACACCACCAUCCCGAUCGCCGGCGGUGAUGUCAUCAACCGGUCCGUUCAGAAUCUCUACACCUUCCUUUCCCGAAGUCGACCAUGGCCGGAAUUGAUCGCCGGAGCAAGCGCCGUUGACAUUCCGACAUCCUUCUCCGAUGCUGCAAUUCGCGUCCGUAGGAACUUCAAGUACUUCUCCGUUAACUAUGUCAUUCUCAUCUCUGGUUGCGCAGCUUGUUCACUCAUCGGAACACCAAUUUUAUUGAUUUUCGCCUGUUUGAUUUUUGCGUCGUGGUUGAUUUUUCUCUUCUUCCGGGAGGAUCCUAUGGUUGUUCUAGGGCAUCAAGUUAGCGAUCUAGCUGUGAUUUCCGGUCUAGCGACUGUUUCUGCAAUUGUUGUUUGGUAUACCGGAAUUUUAAACAGUUUGAUGAUUGGUAUAAUGAUGGGUGUUUUGUUGUCAGUGAUUCAUGGAGGUUUGAGGAAUCCAGAAGGAUUGUUUGUUGAUGAAGACGAUGCCGUUUCUACUGGAUUGAUUUCAAAUGCUGAAAGAGGAUCAUCUUGAUCAUUACACUGACUCACCAACAUUAUCUGAUUCUUCUUUAGUUUUUUUUGUGUUUUUGUUGAUUGAGAGUUGUGUGAAUUACUGAAUUAAAGAAAGAAGAUGCUAAAAGAUUUGAUUUUUUUGGUUGGCUGUUGAUUUUUUUAAUCCGGAUAAGUUCUGCGUACAUUGUAUCCUUUCAUGCUCACUUGUGGGACUAUACUGGGUAUGUAGUUGUUGUUGAUUGUGAGAGUGAAUUUACUGAGUGUUUUGGUUUUUGUAUGUAAGGAAGAGAUGUUGCUGGUUCCAAAAGUUUACAGGAAAACCUGUUGUUACUGAUCUUGUUCCUUCUUUGACAAUUGUUUCAAUGAAUUUGUUCGAAUUCGCGUUGUUUCUCCUCUGAUGAGCUGAGAAACUAAACUUGAAGAUAAUUUUAUUUUAUUUU
This is a messenger RNA of Solanum stenotomum, 1094 nucleotides long. RefSeq names its product PRA1 family protein G2. NCBI's taxonomy places the organism in Eukaryota, Viridiplantae, Streptophyta, Magnoliopsida, Solanales, Solanaceae. Gene Ontology annotation, biological process: vesicle-mediated transport. The record is from RefSeq and is a predicted model, not a curated record. The transcript has a single exon. Gene Ontology annotation, cellular component: endoplasmic reticulum; Golgi apparatus. The coding region runs from base 95 to 673 and encodes 192 amino acids.